Salvelinus namaycush (lake trout) is the source of this 5400-nucleotide messenger RNA. Its product is annotated as zinc finger MIZ domain-containing protein 1-like. Gene Ontology annotation, biological process: regulation of transcription by RNA polymerase II; protein sumoylation. Gene Ontology annotation, molecular function: zinc ion binding; SUMO ligase activity. Lineage: Eukaryota; Metazoa; Chordata; Actinopteri; Salmoniformes; Salmonidae. The coding region runs from base 455 to 3736 and encodes 1093 amino acids. The transcript has 23 exons. The record is from RefSeq and is a predicted model, not a curated record.
CCAACCCCGAUCACUACUACAUGCUGCCCUGAUACAUGGCUGUUGUUGACUCCUAUAGCAUCUUACCAUAGGAAUGUACAGCCAUGUGUUAGUCAGGGUAAUACCACCCAGUGACAUCCUGGUGCCCCAGCCACUGUCUACUGUAUGUGUGACUGUUAAUCAACCAGUAUACAACUCUAACCCCACUACCACAGAUACCACAGAUACAUUUAAACGGAAAGCUGACGUCCUAUCUUCCUGUCCUGUCUCUCCGCUCCAAUCAGCCAAUCCCAACGAGGAGCUGCGGUUGACCUUCCCGGUCCGGGACGGUGUGGUAUUGGAACCUUUCCGGUUGGAACACAACCUCGCCGUCAGUAAUCACGUCUACCACCUGCGACCGUCGGUACAUCAGACCCUCAUGUGGAGAAUGUUGAUGGCGUCACGUUAGGCUAGAGGACAGGAAGCAGUCAUCAAGAUGAACGCGUUGCCGUCAAUGGAUCGGCACAUCCAGCAGACCAACGACAGGCUGCUGUGUAUCAAACAGCACUUACAGAACCCGGCCAACUUCCACACGGCAGCGACAGAGCUGCUGGACUGGUGCGGAGACCCCCGAGCCUUCCAGAGACCUUUCGAACAAAGCCUCAUGGGAUGCCUAACGGUGGUGAGUCGUGUGGCAGCCCAACAAGGCUUUGACCUGGACCUAGGCUACAGGCUUCUGGCUGUUUGUGCAGCUAACAGAGACAAAUUCACGCCCAAGUCAGCAGCCCUGCUGUCAUCGUGGUGCGAGGAGCUGGGUCGCCUCCUGCUGUUGCGUCACCAGAAGAGCAGACAGAAUGAGCCUCCGCAGGGCAAAGUCCCCAUGCAGCCCAACAUGAACACCAUGAAACCCCCUGGAGGACUCUCACACGGUGAUGGGUCAUUUACCUACGACUCGGUUCCAUGGCAACAGAACAACAACCAGCCCCCAGGGUCAUUGUCUGUGGUUACCACCGUGUGGGGUGUGACCAACACGUCACAGAGUCAGGUGUUGGCCAACAGCUCCAGCCAUAUGAACCCAGGAGGUAACCCCAUGGGUCAGGGUAUGUCUGGGGGUCCGGCAGGCCUCAACUCCCCCCAGUUCUCCAGCCAGCAGCAGCAGUUCCCGGCCAAGGGAGGCCAGGGCUACAUGCAGCAGGGGAUGUAUGGCAGGCAGGGAUAUCCCAGUGGAGGGGGCUACAGCGGGAGUUACCCAGGUGGUCCUAACACUCCCCCAGGGGGGAUGGGCAUGCCCCAACACUCCCGCCAGCCUGGCGACUUCACCCAACCAGCCGCUGCCGCUGCUGCUGCCGCUGUCGCUGCGGCCGCUGCUACGGCAACCGCCACGGCAACCGCUACCGUGGCAGCCAUGCAGCAAGAGACCCAGAACAAAGAGAUGAACCAGUAUGGACAGAUGUGUUCCUCCUUCCAGAUGGGCCCAACUCAGGCCUACAACAACCAGUUCAUGAACCAGCCCGGCCCCAGAGGGCCCCCUGGAGGCAUGAACCCAGGCAGCAUGGGCCAGGCCAUGAACAACCCCAGCAUGGGUGGGCCUCCCAUGGGCAUGAACCAAACUCGAGCCCCAGCCAUGGGGCCUUUUGGGGCUCACGGCCAGAGGAUGUCCCAGCAGGGCUACGGAGGACCUGGAGGCCCCAGACAGGCCAUGCCUAUGCAGGGAAUGAAGAGGCCCUAUCCUGGAGAGCCAAACUACGGGGGUCAGCAGUAUGGUCCUAAUGGUCAGUUCCCUCCCCAGCAGAGUCAGUACCCCACCUCUAACCCCUGCAGGCCGAUGCCCUCUCCGAACUACUCAGGCCAGAGGAUGCCUGGGGUGCAGGGGCCAGGCCAGUACCACCCGCAAGGCAUGCCCAUGGGACAGUACUAUAAGCAAGAGCCAUUCAAUGGUCAGAACAGCAACUUCUCUGGUGGUGUAUACUCAUAUAGUCAAGGCAACGGGGCCCCCAGGCCAGGUAACUACCCCCACUCCCCGGUGCCUGGUAAUCCCACACCUCCCAUGACCCCCGGAAGCAGUAUGCCUCCGUACCUCUCGCCCAACCCGGAUGUCAAGCCGCCGUUCCCGCCAGACAUGAAACCAAAUAUGACAGCGCUUCCACCUCCCACCAAUCCCAACGAGGAGCUGCGGUUGACCUUCCCGGUCCGGGACGGUGUGGUAUUGGAACCUUUCCGGUUGGAACACAACCUCGCCGUCAGUAAUCACGUCUACCACCUGCGACCGUCGGUACAUCAGACCCUCAUGUGGAGGUCAGACCUGGAGCUGCAGUUCAAGUGUUACCACCACGAGGACCGACAGAUGAACACCAACUGGCCUGCCUCCGUCCAGGUCAGUGUCAACGCCACGCCCCUGACCAUCGAGCGAGGCGACAACAAGACGUCCCAUAAACCCUUGCACCUGAAGCAAGUGUGCCAGCCCGGCAGAAACACCAUCCAGAUCACCGUCACUGCCUGCUGCUGUUCGCACCUGUUUGUGCUGCAGCUGGUCCACAGGCCUUCAGUCCGCUCCGUCCUGCAAGGGCUCCUGAAGAAGAGACUCCUGCCUGCAGAACACUGCAUCACCAAGAUUAAGAGAAACUUCAGCAGCGUAGUGGCCUCGUCGGGUAACACCAGUCUAAACGGGGAGGACGGCGUUGAGCAGACCGCCAUCAAAGUCUCCCUCAAAUGUCCAAUCACCUUCAGGCGCAUCCAGCUGCCCGCCAGGGGGCAUGACUGCAAACACGUACAGUGUUUUGAUCUGGAGUGGUAUCUGCAGCUGAACUGUGAGAGGGGAACGUGGAGGUGUCCUGUGUGCAAUAAAACUGCAUUGUUAGAGGGUUUAGAGGUGGACCAGUACAUGUGGGGAAUCCUCAAUGCCAUCCAGAAUUCGGAGUUUGAGGAGGUGACCAUUGACCCAACGUGUAGCUGGCGGCCGGUGCCCAUCAAGUCUGACCUCCAUAUUAAAGAAGACCCUGAUGGACCGCUGGCCAAACGCUUAAAGACAAUGAGCCCCUCCCAGAUGACCAUGCCCAACGUCAUGGAGAUGAUUGCCCAGCUGGGCCCUGGCCCCUCCCAUUACCCAUCAGGCCCUGCUCAGCACGGGGGAGGCGGCACCGGGGGAAACCCAGGGGAGUACGGUGGCCCCAGAGGCCCAGGCAACAAUUACCACGGCCACGGGAACUUUGACUUCCCCCACGGUAACCCCUCAGGCGGGGGAGGAGGAGGAGGUGGUGGACUGAGAGGGGGAGGAGGAUCCCCCAUGAGUGACUUUAUCCACCCCCCUCAGCUGUCCCACCUCCCAGACGUUCCUGUGGUUCUCCUAUCCCAGGACAAGCCCCUCAGCCACGGCAUCAACGACCCCAUGUCUCAUCCUUCCACCACUGAUCAGCACCAUAAUUCCAUGCAACAGCAGAGUGCACACGUGCCUCCUCACCCCAACAGCCAGGCGUUACAUCACGGUGGCAGCCAAGCAGGGCAGUCGUUACAUCACAGCAGCCAAUCGUUGCAGCCUCCUCGCCAGCAGGCCCCAACUCUCCAACAGCAGCAAGGCCAGAACAGCCGCCCGCAUGGCGAUUUGAACUUUAACCACUCGUCCUCGGGCAUCGAAGGUCAAAUUAGUGGUGACAUGCCUGAGCCCUCCCUAGAUCUGCUUCCAGAGCUGGCCAACCCAGACGAGCUCCUGUCCUAUCUGGAUCCUCCAGACCUCCCCUCCAACAGCAACGAUGACCUCCUCUCCCUCUUCGAGAACAAUUAACCUUUCACCUCACUCGAGCCUAACCCGAACCUUCUCCACAGACAGACACACACACCACAGGGUGUGUCCAACCAGCUGGACUCUCCAUAGAGUCCAUAGACACACCGUCGUCCUCAUAUGGACUGGUAGUGGGGACAUCGUCAAGUGUCACCCACACACACACACACACACACACAAAGACGUGUAGGUGGCAUAGGAGCAACGCUGAGGUCAUCUGUCAAAACAUGAGGUGAUGAUGAGGAUGACAGGGAGUGGACACUGUGUGUGACAGAGUUAGGAAACAGGAAAUGCACUCAUGACCUCACUUCCUCUUCCUCACACACACUCUUCCUAGUGUAAAGACUCUUUACACUGCUCCGCUGCGGAGCUCCUCCGGCCGACAACAUCGACGGCCAUGUCGGUUGUCUACCCCUUCAGUGAUAUUUUGUCUUUUCCAACUUAAACUGUGCAGCUAAUAAUCACGUUCUAUGUGUAUGAUGUCACACAGGCUGAACUCUCUGUGUGAGCUUUUAGGGGAAAGUGUUGUAGCAUUUUGUAUCGUCCUUAUUUCCCCCUUAUACAAAAAAAAGGAAAAGAAAUACAUGAAUGGGGAAGAAAAGUCAUCUUCUUGUCCUAGCCAGUGUUUAUAUCUAUCCUCUUUUGACAUGUGUUCUUCCAAGCCCUGACCCCCUGAGACCACAGCCUUUAACCCCUGACCUUUGACCUACAGUGUGUUCUUAUAACCUCUGAUCUUUAGCUCAUAGUGUGUAUUUCCAAGGGGACGUCCGUCAUCACUGGGUACGUACCAUCCAGUCUAACUGAAGCACAACCGACAGUGGGUCACACCACACCACAUGGCAGGCAGAGCACUGGGAGGAGAGACCAAGGCCUGUGGAUGAGGAUCCUAACCUAGCUAGCUAGCUAGCCCACCCAGUCUACAUAAGAAUCAGCACUGUUAACUCUAUUCAGUCUGUCUAUCGCCCCCCUCCAAUGUUGUUCAAGUUUCUCUUCCCUGGUGUUACAGUACAAUGCCAUAUCGGACAGUGGGCUAUGCAAAAAUAAGUUUUACAAAAACAUUUGUUUUGGCUUAGAAUGAUGGAGAAGUGUGUGUGUGUGUGUGUGUGUGUGUAUGUGCAAGAGAAAGAGUGAGGAUGAGAGUGAUAGAAAAAGAGAAGUAAAGAGUCCGUCCCUGUUUAGUCUAUCAUAGAGACACAGCUAGUGUUGCAAAAGAUAGUCAGCCAUUCUAAUAGAGCCAGAUCCCUCUUUACCGUGAGUCUUCCUCUGUUCUACAGGCCUGCAAUUGCUCCUGUAACCAUACUGUGUGGUGUUAAGAAGUGCAUGUGUGCCAAUGGUCUCUGUUCUAGAUUAGCCAGAAACAUUCUAGCCAUUGCAUUUUUUUAUCAUGAUUUUAUUUUACAUUUUCUUGCAAAGGAAUGAUUUUGGCUAAUGGUAAUGUAUUGUCCAGCUUUUUUCUUUUCAUGUUUGUUUCAUUUCUACUGUUCAUUGGGAAAUGGCCAUGCGUGAUGCAUCACCAAAGUUAUCCUACAGUUUGUAGAAGGAGUUAGCUUGGACAUCUACUAUAAUGUAAGAAUAAUAUGGUCUAAGGCACUGCAUCUCAGUGCUAGAGGCGUCACUACAGACCCUGGUUAGAUUCCAGGGUGUAUCACAACCGGUCGUGAUUUGGA